AUGCAAACACACAUCGCCUGCAUCAUAGUGAAUACAAUACAACUAGCGUGCAACACAAAUAUCGAUGCAGGACAGCGAUGCUACCUAUGUGUCGCCAACAAUUCGACGUCCUGCGACCAAGCGAGUGCCGUGACCACGGUCGAGUGCCCGGGGAGUUGUGCCACAGUCGCUGACGCACCUAAUUUCACGUCGUCUCUGCAGUGCGCCGCUCCGGCGGAGGGGGCGCCGGCUCCGUGCUCGCUAAACUAUUCACGAGCGCUCCAGCUAACCUGCCGCUGCACCGGACACCUCUGCAACGCCCCCUUCUCGCGACAACUAACAAACGACCUACUAAACUUCUCUUCCACGUUCCCCAACAAAACUGCUGACCUCACACAAACUUUCUUUAAAAUUUACUCGUCUACUAACUUUACCGGCGAACUUUAUAAAGCGAUAACGGUUGCUCAGCUAACAACUACUAAUGCGCCUUUGAAUAUUACUACGGUCGGUACUACUAGUGCUAGGACGACCAUAGAACCUAAUAAGAUGAGUGAGAUAGCUCCUCGAGCUGAACCGCUAAAGCAAGAUGCUACAGCACCUUCUGAUGAUGAUGAGGAUGAAAGUGAAGGUAGUGGUGCCUAUGAAGACACUCGCCUCCACAGAAACCCGGCGUCCGCACCCGCCGCUCCCAGCUCCUUCCUCCCAGCUGAUGAAAACAAAUCACCGCCACUUUACACACAUUUAUUCUUAACAACACCAUUUCUCAUGUUAUUAACAUUGUAGAGUUUGAGCGAGAUAGACUAAUUAGAAUACCUAACUAAAAUGUAAGUACAAUAUAAUACGAAAUUAAUUCAUUAAGUACCCAGAGAAUUUAAACUAAUGAUAGUGUUUACCUGUCGGGAACAAAUACGAACUUUUUGUAAUUCUAUUUAACUUAGGAACCAUUUAGU
Molecule: messenger RNA, 929 nt
Organism: Amyelois transitella
Lineage: Eukaryota; Metazoa; Arthropoda; Insecta; Lepidoptera; Pyralidae
Exons: 3
Coding region: 1-762 (253 amino acids)
Source: RefSeq, a predicted model, not a curated record